This is a messenger RNA of Effrenium voratum, 2079 nucleotides long. The record is from the annotation of a GenBank genome assembly. Lineage: Eukaryota; Dinophyceae; Suessiales; Symbiodiniaceae.
AUGCUGGGGGUGUUGCUGGAGGUGGUGCUGGUGAUGCUGGAGAUGCUGGGGGUGGUGCUGGUGAUGCUGGUGAUGCUGGGGGUGUUGCUGGCAAUCAUCCACGGAAAGGCGGUUGUCGUCCUGGCACAAGACAGUCGAGAUAUUUUCCAACUGCCGGGGUAUUUGCGCGACCUGCACAACAAUUUCCACGGGGGGCUAGCGGUGUCGUUCCACGACUGCAUCACUGGAGUCGGGGAGGUGGAACAGGCGUGGAAAAGCUACUGCAUGUUCAAGGGGCUGACCCACCGCAAUUGCAAGAUCCAGAAGGAGCUUUUCAGCUACAUCAAAGACAACUGGUCCCACCGCUUCAAGACGGGCCAGCUCUUCGACCUUUCCAAGCGGCUUGCGCACGAUCUGGCAGAUUUGCAGAUUCUAGAAGAGUGGGACACAUUCUUCGGGCUUCUGUCUGCGCACCCUGAGGGCGAGUCCACCUUGACUGUCAUUGAGAACAUGCAGAGUUGCACCAGCGCAGUGUGCAGUAACUUUGCAAACUCCUAUCCUGCCAAGCUGGUGGGCGUUGUUCUGCUGGAGGCCCUCAAGUUCAUGGUUCAUUUGGUUGAGACCGAUGAGUAUCGGACAUUGCCUCCCCCAGCAGCCUUUGCGAAGCACAACCCCAGCUUGUUUGAGAUCUUGAAAACACCCAUAGCCGGGGCUGCCUGGGUGAACAAGCUCUUCAAGAAGCGCAAGGGGGCUACCUCAGCAGCAGGUGACGUGCUGCCUGAGGCUGAUGCGGGCGUCCAACCUGAUGCCAAGCGCAAGAGCAAGGCAAAGGGCAAGGCUAAGGCCAAAGCUAAAUCAAAGACGGGUCUCGCGGGCGAUGACAACAUUGAAGACAAGGACCUUGUGGUCCAGGACAUGAAGAUGGAGCUGGCCGAUUGCCGCCCGAAGUGGUGGCUUGAUGACCUGAUUGGAUGCGGGCCGGAUAAGCUUCUUGCGGAGGAGAACACGAGAAAGGCUUUCAGCGCCUGCGUCAGCUAUGGUCUUGAGUUUUGUUUCUACAAGAUGGUGUCGAUUGGCGGGAAGGUCUACAAGACUUGGUCCCAGGUUCGACCUCAACUGCAGCAGAUGAUGCAUCUUGUGCACAGCGCGCUGCCAGCUGGCAAGGCAGAUACUAUGGUCCAGUCCUUGCUUGCCCAGAUCCGGGACACAAGUGCUCAAAAAGCAGCGUCCGAGCAAGGCAGCGCAUCGUCGCUGCCCAGGAACCUGCCCAUGAUUGCAGUUCAAAGCGCGCAGGCCUGCGGCGUGGCUGAGACCUGGCUACGCGCGAACAGCUCAACGAACAUCUCAGCCCACCCAGCAUUCAGCCGCUUUGUGACCAAGCUCAGGUCAGAGCUCUGCACAUGUGGAGGUGGCCCAAGUGUGCGCAUGUCCUGCGUCACUCAUGGAUCGGAGUCUUCGGCGCUGACCAUGCAGGACAUUUUCUUUGAGAUAGGGAACUGCAUGUUCGAGACCGUGCCAGAGAUGGUGCCCACAGUGGCGCUUGGUGUGUCCAUGCUGCAGAACAUCAUUGACAAGUCUGCAGAAGAUGCGCCUGAGAUGCCUGCCUCGUGUCGGUUCCUGACCAAGAAGGAGGAGUUUUUGACGCCAGAGAACUUCAAGGAUGUCCGCGUGGUGGUCAACCGGGACGCCUUGGACGUCAUGUUGAAUGCCCGCCCGCUCUACAUGGCAGAGGGUCUUAAGGCUGUGUUGGCAGCGCUGCAAUCUACGGGCGAUCUUCUCGGUCUCCGACGCCUUGGCGUAGACCCUGCCACUUUGACAGAGCGCGUGCAGAUCCUGAAAGCCACUCUUCAUGCCGCUUCGAAGCAGUUGCCCGGCCUCUCAGCUGACUCUGACUUCCUGGCUGCAACCAUCGAGGGCAAGUUGUGCCUUCAGGGUGCCGACUCUGUUGCGUGGGGCAGUACUUGGGCCAAAGCCGUGGGGAUGGUCAGCAAGACGAGCGGGGGGUUUCGCCUGCCGGCCGUGUUUGACCUUUUUCCAGAUGGCAAGACAGACGCGAGCGAUGCGACGCGUCCGAUUGAGGUGAAGGACGAGGAGGACUGA